Messenger RNA from Gasterosteus aculeatus aculeatus (three-spined stickleback), 2291 nucleotides. RefSeq names its product glycoprotein Ib platelet subunit beta (gene gp1bb). NCBI's taxonomy places the organism in Eukaryota, Metazoa, Chordata, Actinopteri, Perciformes, Gasterosteidae. The record is from RefSeq and is a predicted model, not a curated record.
GCCAAACUUCCUCCGCACGCAUCAGCUCCUCCUGCCCGUCCAAACAGACGUGUCCUUUAUCGUCACACUAUUCCUUCCACAUGUUGAGCCGUGUUCCCUUGUGUGGCUGCUGCGAUCCGACUAAAAGACACCAGUAGUUGAAUUAAGAUAAUAACUGUUACUCAUUAAAAACUGUAUUUAUCUCUAGUUUCCGACGGUUCUUUCCUGCAGUGGUGAGUGUUUAGCAGUGAAAGCAGCUUAUAGACAUGUGUCCUGUUGGAUGCGUGUGUGUGUGUUGCACUGUACACUGUUAGUCAGUGCUCUUUAUCAGUGGGUGGCAGCUGGUAGGAACACACACACACACACGCUCUCUGUGGGGACACAGUUCUCUCUUAAGGACACGCAGCACUGAAGCCAUCAGCAACCAUGAGGAGGCUUCUGUUCCUGUGCCUGUUGCCCUUGUUCAGAGGUCAAAGGUCAUUCCAAUGCCCCCACCUUUGCUCCUGCCGCGGCAGUGAGGUGAAUUGCAGCGGCAGGUCUCUCACCUCCUCCUCGCUCCCCACCGGUUUUCCUCCUGCAACCACCUCCCUCCGUCUCCACGACAACCGGCUGACCACCCUGCCCAACGGGCUCCUGGACCAUCUGACCUCCCUCCGCUCCGUCUCCCUUCAGGGGAACCCCUGGGAGUGCGACUGCGGCGUCCUCUACCUGCGGUCCUGGCUGCUGCGUCAGCCCGCCGGCCUCCAGUCCCACCUGGGCGUCAACUGCAGCUCCCCCCCCGGCCUGAGAGGGCGGCUGGUGGCGUAUCUAACGGAGAAGGAGGUCCUGGAGUCCUGCCAGUACUGGUACUGUGACCUGGCUCUGGCCUCGCAGGUGUGCCUGUUUGUGUUCGUGCUGGUGCAGGCGGCUCUACUGGCGGUGCUCAUCGUGUUCCUGAGGAGGUUCGAGAAGCUUUCCAGAGAGGCGAGGAGGACCACGGAGGAGAGCUUCACGGCCGGGGAGAGCCAGAGGGAGAACGAGUACUCGCCUUUGAAGGACAGCAGCUUCUGAGGUGGAGCUGUGGUGUGGGAUUGUAAUAAAGUGCAGUUUAGCAUUUGCACACCCAAAAGGAAAAGGGGAUUUUAGACCAUAAUAAUAACAACAACAGCUAACAAGUAGAAUGGUUCAAUAAUUAUUCAAACAAUGUGAACAAAUUCCAACUGAGCACCUCCAGGAGAUUUAACCAUUUAACAUCGUAGAGCAGAAAAGGAAAAGAAAGAUUGUGAAUCUGCACGAGACAAUAACUGAUGGUUCUUCAUCUAGAAAAACAUCCUGGGUAUUAUUCAUUGCAUUGAUUUUUUACAGUUAACAAAAUGUAGUUAUUGAUGUGAGAUGGAAAACUAAUGACAACAAACAUUACUUUUUUGUUCUUACUGAUUUUCUUUUGUGUUCAGCUAAUAUCAGUUGAUAAUAUUGCAAAUUGGUUGUGCUGUAGUCACAAUUUGUACAAUAGUACACAAAUAUCUCGCUGUAUUAACAUGAUAUUAAUAAUAAAAUGAAGAGGCACCCAUUUUCUGUCAGCUUUGACCGAUAUAGUUGAAAUAUUACGUUUGAAUUAUUCUAUUUUCAAUGGCUCAUGGAGUCCAGCCUAAUUGAUAGAUAAUAAACCAGCGUCGGGAGACGUUUAAUUGUGUAUUUGAGCAUUCUAACGUGAUCGUAACUGAAGAAUGAGAGGUUAAUGUCUGUCAUUGAAGUACUUCUGGAGGCCUUUAUGUCUUGCAAUCAUACUCAUUUUUCUAAUUGCAUUAUAUUUGAAUGUUUAUAUAACAAGGAGUAAUUUGCCAUCUUCAAGUGGAUGUUAAUUUGCCAUCUCCUAUCUGAAAUUUUUGAAUAGAAAAAAAUAUUAGUAUAAAUCCAAAACUUUUUUAUUUUUACAUUUUUGGAACUGUGUUAUAAUAUUUAAGAUAAAAACCCAUUAUCACAAGUGUAAAGGUUAUGUAUUUCUUUCUUUAACCUGUACCUAUAUAUAAAAUCGUGGUAUAUAUCUUAUAUGUAUAUAAUAUAUUUAGAUGACAUGCAGAUUCACUUUGUUCUCCACAGCAGUUAACAAAACGUAUGAAUCCUUUAAUUAUUAUUAAUGAACACAACGUGUAAAGAGCAACAAAUGCUAGUUGAUAGAUUUGGGGGAUUAUUUCUGGAACCUUUUGUGCUGAGACGACGGAUUGACAGAUUUAACGGUUUGUUUCCACAUUUGAAAGAUAAAUUAUACAUAUUUUUAUUUCAUGACAUUAAUAAAGAUACAGUCGUGUAUGUAAUUUACAUUUAUACUAAGA